AUGGAAGAAGUCUUGGAAGACCUAAAUGCGGCUACACUCCGAUACAUGAAUCACCCUGAUCCAACAGAAAGUGCAGCAAGGAAACAACGUGUCCUCUUAAGCGAAAUGGAUGGCACGGUGGAGGAAACUGCUGCUGGUAUUUUUCAAGCAAAUGCUCUUGCAGCAGAUCGGGCAGCACAAGCUCUGGAAACAAAUACAGUACAGAGAAUGGAGAAUCAGGUUGAGUCGCCACCUGAGGUUACUUUACCCGUGAUCUCGCUUGCAGUGGCGGGUAAGAAGAGAGGACGUCCUCCUAAGAAUAAUGAUAAAGGUCUACCUAAACCCCCAUUGGCGCCAGGGACACACAAGAACAGUCCCAUAAAUGUGUUCGGCAAGGACUCACUCGCCAACGCAGUCAGGACCUUCUAA
Eruca vesicaria subsp. sativa (arugula) is the source of this 408-nucleotide messenger RNA. The record is from the annotation of a GenBank genome assembly. NCBI's taxonomy places the organism in Eukaryota, Viridiplantae, Streptophyta, Magnoliopsida, Brassicales, Brassicaceae.